AUGUGUCCAUCUGGUAGGAUUACGAGCUCUCUAACCGCCGCGAGUCCUGAUUUCCGGCCGGCGUUCGAGAUCAUCGACGCCGAUCGCGACGGUAAAAUCAGCAGCGACGACCUCCGGGCAUUCUACGCCGGGAUUCCGAGAUCUUCAUCUUCGUAUCGCGACGAGGAGAUGAUGAUCGGGACGAUGAUAUCAGUGGCGGACGCGAACAAGGACGGAUUCGUGGGCUUCGACGAGUUCGAGAAAGUCCUUGAGACGGUGCCGUCGUGUAGAUCUGGUAACGGAUUGAUGAAGGAUGUGUUCAAGGUGAUGGACAGAGACGGAGAUGGGAGAUUGAGCUACGGAGAUCUCAAGAGUUACAUGGAAUCGGCUGGUUUGGAUGCUAGCGACGACGAAAUCAAGGAAAUGAUUAGAUUGGGCGGUGGCGAUUCAAACGGCGGCGUUUCGUUCGACGGUUUGCUCAGGAUUUUCGGUUGCUGA
Messenger RNA from Microthlaspi erraticum, 477 nucleotides. NCBI's taxonomy places the organism in Eukaryota, Viridiplantae, Streptophyta, Magnoliopsida, Brassicales, Brassicaceae. The record is from the annotation of a GenBank genome assembly.